CCUCGGCCUCCCUCCUCGUCUCGGUCUUCUUCGUCUUCAUUUCUCUCUCAGGACAUUUUAACUGUUGGAUGUUUAUCAUUGAACAUCUUCAUCAUCUUCAUCAGCCCGCCAUGUUUCUGGAGAACAAGAACAACCUGGAGAUGGAGAUGGCUCAGGCCUCGGCUCAGGGCCUGCAGGGCCGUGGCAGCCUGAGGUCACCGGAGGUCGUGGCCGGAGACUUCGGGGAGCUCUGCCUCCUGGAGGGCAUCUCUGAGAGGAGAGACGCCCACAAGCAGCUGCACAGAGAGGACGGCUUCAGCGUGGUGAAGGUCCUCCGGGGGAGGAGCAGCUCCUCAACCGAGAGGUCUCCUCUGCUCCGGUUCUCUCAGGACGACAGUCUGACCUACAUGACCUUACACGACCCCGGCCUCGUGGGGGGGGGGCUGGACCUGGAGAAGAGGGGCCGGCUGGGCAGCGAGGUCACCAGCCUGUCCAUGACGGGGUCCGGGUCCUCGGACAAGACCGACCCGCUGGACCUGGACCUGAAGCCCAGGCUCAGCAGCAGCAUCAAAUGUUGCUUCAGAGGCUCCAAAGUUGCCGUGAUGUUUGCCGUCGUCGUGCUCUGCAGCCUCUUCUUCAGCAUGUAUCCGGACCGAGACGACCCCUGGAGGAUGCUGGCCGUGUCCUCCUCAGACAGCUUCUCCGUGAACCUCACGGACUUCCGCGACAACGCGCUGCUGAAGCUGCAGGUGGGCGGGGCCUUCAGCGGGGGGAAGCCGGAGCUGGGCCAGGACUACAUCCUGGUCCAGGUGGAGCAGACCGAGCCGGCGGGCGCGCGGAGGAGGAGGGCCGAGCAGGUGAUCUACAACUGGACCGUCCCUCUGCACCCGCAACGCAGCGGCCAGCUGCUGCUGAGCCACACCUUCCCGAUGAUCAGCAGCGACCCCAUCAGCAUCUCGGUGCAGGCCUUCCUCCAGCAGGACGAGGUGGUCCCCAUGUCCAUGACCCACCAGGCGCUCUACGUCACCGUGGAGACGCAGGUGGUCAUCGCCGCGGUCAUCCUGACGGGCGUCUACGUGCUCAUCAUCUUUGAGGUCGUGCAUCGGACGCUGGCGGCCAUGUUGGGUUCUCUGGCUGCGCUCGCCGCGCUGGCCGUCAUCGGAGACAGACCCAGUCUGGUGACGGUUGUCGAGUGGAUCGACUACGAGACGCUGGCGCUGCUCUUCGGCAUGAUGGUGCUGGUGGCCAUCUUCUCAGAGACCGGCUUCUUCGACUACUGCGCUGUGAAGGCCUACCAGCUGUCCAGAGGGAGGGUGUGGCCUAUGAUCAUCAUCCUCUGUCUCAUCGCCGCCAUCCUGUCGGCGUUCCUGGACAACGUGACCACGAUGAUGCUCUUCACGCCCGUGACCAUCAGGCUGUGCGAGGUCCUGAACCUUGACCCCCGACACGUCCUGAUAGCGGAGGUGAUCUUCACCAACAUCGGGGGCGCGGCCACCGCCGUGGGGGACCCGCCCAACGUCAUCAUCGUGUCCAACCAGGCGCUGCGCAGAGAGGGUAUCGACUUCGCCAGCUUCACAGGCUUCAUGUCUCUGGGGAUCUUCCUGGUCCUCAUCUCCUCGUUUCCUUUCCUCCGGCUGCUCCUCUGGAACAAGAAGCUCUACAACAAGGAGUCCAUCGAGAUCGUCGACCUCCAACACGAGGUCCUGGUCUGGCGGCAGACCGCUCAGCGCAUCAACCCGGCCAGCCGAGAGGAGACGGCCGUGAAGUGUCUCCUGAUGCAGAAGGUCCUGGACCUGGAGGUCCGGCUGCGCUCCAUGAUGAAGACCUUCCACAGUCAGAUCUCUGAAGAGGACAAGAACUGGGAGAAGAACAUCCAGGAGCUGCAGAAGAAGCACCGGAUCACCGACACGGUGCUGCUGGUGAAGUGCGUGUCCGUGCUGUCGGUGGUGAUCUUCAUGUUCUUCCUCAACUCCUUCAUUCCCAGCAUCCACCUGGAGCUCGGUUGGAUCGCCAUCCUGGGCUCCCUGUGGCUCCUGGUUCUGGCCGACAUUCAGGACUUUGAGAUCAUCCUGCACCGGGUGGAGUGGGCCACGCUGCUCUUCUUCGCCGGACUCUUCGUCUUGAUGGAGGCUCUGGCUCAGCUGCAGCUCAUCGACUACAUCGGGGAACAGACUGCGCUGCUCAUCAAAUCGGUGCCAGAGGACCAGCGCUUGGCGGUCGCCAUCAUCCUGGUGAUGUGGAUCUCGGCUCUCGCUUCGUCUCUCAUCGACAACAUUCCCUUCACCGCCGCCAUGAUUCCGGUGCUCAUCAACCUGAGUCAGGACGAGGAUGUGAACCUCCCCAUCAAGCCUCUGAUCUUCUCCUUGGCGAUGGGCGCCUGCCUCGGGGGAAACGGCACGUUGAUCGGAGCGUCGGCCAACGUUGUGUGUGCCGGAAUCGCCGAGCAGCACGGCUACGGCUUCUCCUUCAUCGAGUUCUUCAAGUUAGGGUUCCCCAUGAUGAUCAUGACCUGUAUGAUCGGCAUGUGCUACCUGCUGGCCACUCACGUCGGCCUGGGAUGGAACAUGUGACCCGGAGAGCUUCGGCUCGCCGUCCGGCCCCGGGUCCACUGAAGGAGCCACAGCUGAGCAGCCAGGACCAGAACCAGGACCAGGACCAGGACCAGGACCAGGACCUCAGGAGCUCUGACCAGAACUUUUGAAUUCAAUAUCCAAAAAUCUGAAGUCAUAGGAGUCGACCCGAGGAAAGCCCCGCCCCCUGGAGGAAGAGGUCCUGGUCUGUAAGGUGGUCCACGGUGCUACUGGUUCCUCU
This is a messenger RNA of Pseudoliparis swirei, 2790 nucleotides long. RefSeq names its product oculocutaneous albinism II (gene oca2). The coding region runs from base 69 to 2549 and encodes 826 amino acids. Gene Ontology annotation, cellular component: melanosome membrane. Gene Ontology annotation, biological process: melanocyte differentiation; transmembrane transport; melanin biosynthetic process. The transcript has 24 exons. Lineage: Eukaryota; Metazoa; Chordata; Actinopteri; Perciformes; Liparidae. The record is from RefSeq and is a predicted model, not a curated record.